Messenger RNA from Coregonus clupeaformis (lake whitefish), 3345 nucleotides. Its product is annotated as gap junction alpha-9 protein. NCBI's taxonomy places the organism in Eukaryota, Metazoa, Chordata, Actinopteri, Salmoniformes, Salmonidae. Gene Ontology annotation, cellular component: connexin complex. The record is from RefSeq and is a predicted model, not a curated record. Bases 943 to 2427 code for a protein of 494 amino acids. Gene Ontology annotation, biological process: cell communication. The transcript is spliced from 2 exons.
UCCUAUAUGGAUGGUGUUAAGAGAUAGAUGGGGAGGUAUUGAAUAGAGUUGAAGGAUGGGACUAAACAUCUCUCACUGGGGCUAUGGAGUCUCCAACAGCCUAUAUAAUCUACAGAUGUAGACAAGAGUGAACCCAAUAAGUAGGCCAUCUGUGCAGUGCAAAAACUUUCCAUGCAUCGCUGUAAUAUUCCUGGCUAUACAUUCAAGCAAUACUGGACUUUUCAAAUUUUAAGAUCAGCUGGAUCUCCUUUAGGAGAAGCCAAAAUAUCCUUUUAACCCCAUCAGGUCAAGUAUAAAUGGCUUUUUUUUCACUAAUUUCACAAUGUAUCAAGGUCACUCUCUUUUUAAUUAGGACAUAUUGUUUAACUAACUUAUAACCCUGAAUCAAUAGUAGCAAGUCUUGUACUGUAUUGGUAGAACUCUUUUUAUUGAUUUUAUCUCGCUGACUGACCAGAAUCUGACACUGGCAGCUGUCUCGACUGUUCAGUUGUACGUAGUGUACUGUCCCUAUUGCAACCCUGGUAACAUUCGGGUCACAGAAGUUCAGGUGAUGCGCAUCAACAGAUGUGGAGGGGGCACAAACAAUUUUUUAAAAGCUAUUUGGUGGCCUCAUCGCGCCUGCAUGACCCGCAGGGAUUUAUAUCACCGGCAGUCUGUCCAUGCUGCUGCUAGGUAAAUGGAAAUGACUCUCCCAUUGAUUUCUCUCAUUGUUUAUAAGUGAAAUCACCGAGGGGAAUGCUUUUAUUUUUGGUAAAACAGGACUACUGAAAGGAACAAGAGUGGAAAAUAUUAAACCAGAUGCUAAUCGAUGGCUUGCUUAUUCAUUCAUUUUGAUAUCUACUUUACAAAUAUGUGAUGCUCCAUAUUCUUGAUAAAUUUACAUCUAUUCGAUGUACAUUUCCUUUUUUCCCCUGAUAAAGACACACCGAUGCCCGCGUAAAGAUGGGGGAUUGGAAUUUCCUCGGGGGGAUAUUGGAGGAGGUGCAUAUCCACUCCACUAUGGUGGGAAAGAUCUGGCUCACCAUCCUAUUCAUCUUCCGCAUGCUGGUGCUGGGUGUGGCGGCCGAGGACGUGUGGAAUGAUGAGCAGGCCGACUUCAUCUGCAACACGGAGCAGCCCGGGUGUCGGAACGUCUGCUACGACCUGGCUUUCCCCAUCUCCCUCAUCCGCUUCUGGGUCCUUCAGGUCAUCUUUGUCUCAUCGCCCUCGCUGGUGUACAUGGGCCAUGCUCUCUACCGCCUCCGAGCCCUGGAGAAGGAGCGGCAGAAAAAGAAGGUCCUGCUGCGUCGCGAGCUGGAGCUGGUGGACGUGGAGAUGGUGGCGGCUCGGAAAACGAUUGAGCGAGAGGUGAGGCAGCUGGAGCAAGGCAAGCUCAACAAGGCUCCGCUGUCGGGGUCCCUGCUGCGCACCUACGUGGCCCACAUCAUUACCCGCUCCGCCGUGGAGGUAGGCUUUAUAACAGGCCAGUACAUCCUCUAUGGCUUCCAGCUCUCCCCUCUCUUCAAGUGCGAGCGUGAGCCUUGCCCCAACGCGGUGGACUGCUUCGUCUCCCGGCCCACAGAGAAGAGUGUCUUCAUGGUCUUUAUGCAAUGCAUCGCUGUAGUCUCCCUCUUCCUAAACAUCUUGGAGAUCAUGCACCUGGGCUAUAAAAAGGUCAAGAAGGGCAUCCUGGACUACUAUCCACACCUGCAGGACGAGCUUGACGACUUCUACUCCAGCAAAACCAAGAAAGACUCUGUGGUGCAUCAGACAUGCAUGGCUUCCUCCGGCUGCAAGCCCACCAUGGCCUCAGCGCCCAGUGGCUACAACCUCCUACUGGAGCGGGCCCAGGACGGUCACACCUACCCAUCCCUUAUCAACCCCUCUGCCUUCCUCCCAGUUCAGGGUGAACUGGCUGGUAAACGGAGCGUGGAAGAACUCAAAGAUGCUGCGCAAAGCCCGACAGAGCACAACUCCAACUCCAAUAACACCAGCAGUGACAGCCGCUCACUGCCCUGCGACUCAGUGACCCCGCCAAAGCAGGAGGAGCCUGAGGAGUCUGCACACCUUCCUCCUCACAGUGAGGAGGAAGAGAAGAGGGGGAGCCCAGACUCUCCCAGGCACACAUCUCAUGCCUCCUCCUGCCCGACAUUGCUAGUAGGCGCCGGAAGGAAAACAUGGAGGGUCAAUGCUCCCUCAAAUUGUUCCACAGUGGUGGAGGGCAAAAGCUCAGACACAGAUUCUUAUGGGGGUGCUAAGGCCAGUGGUGGGUACCGAGACCGGACUGCAUCAAAAUCGGAACCCAAAAUGCGUCCCUCCACCCCAGACUCACUGGAGGACUCAACUUCAGGGUCAGGGCAUAGUCCGAGACCACCCUCUUCCAAUCGCCGGCCAUCAUCGACAAGCAACGCAAGCAGUAGGCGAGCCCCCACAGACUUACAAGUUUGAAUGCUAAGAGUGAAACCUUAUGUUUUGUCCCUCAUCAGACAUGCAAAACUUCUGUUCAAACACAGGGAUCAGAAGAACAUAACGAGUUGUGACAUUGUGCGAACUGCUUCGGAGGUGGAUCUGUUGCAGUAGUCCAGCAAAAUGGAUGGAUGUGUUUUAUAAGAUGUCACCUAUUUGUUUCUGUUUAUUGCUUACUGUACUGUUGAUCUCCUCUACGUGGUAGUUUAUUUUUGUAUUUACCAGCUUCAAAGCCGCCGUCAUACUUUGUGAUGACGUAAGACACAAUCGAUGAAACAUUGGGUGUGGGGAUUUGCCAUUGGCAAUAUUGACCUGCUUUUAAAAGUGUUGUGGAUAAGAGAAAAACAACACUGGAACAGUACAGAUCACACAGCAGUGACAUCGUUGAAUGCUUUCUGUAUGUUUCAGUUCAUUUUAAAACAGCAUUGUUAAGAGAGAAACCAUGAAAAUAUGUCCUAGUGCUAGAACUACGGCUGCGUUUAGACAGGCAGCCCAAUUCUGAAUUUUGUUUCACUAAUUGGUCUUUUGACCAAUCAGAUCAGCUCUGAAAAAGAUCUGAUAUGAAAAGAUCUGAUUGGUCAGAAGACCAAUUGGUGGAAAAAGAUCAGAAUUGGGCUUCCUGUUUAAACACAGCUUAUUGACCACACAAAAUAGAAUAUGUAACCUAAAUAAUGUAUUUGUAUAUUGCAUGAAAGAAGAAUGACCUAAUUUCAUAUUAAUAAAAGCUUAUAUCUAGAUUUUUAUUUUGCAUUAACUAUGUUGCAUAGUAUGAGCACUAUCAUCAUAAAACCAUGUAUGACGGUUACAAUGGCCCUGUUGAUGAACUUUGGUUUCCACCUUCUUUUAGGCACAGCUUUUCUGUUAAGGGUUGUGGGGGGUUUCAGUUUCUUGUGCAUUUCA